Musa acuminata AAA Group (dessert banana) is the source of this 1977-nucleotide messenger RNA. Its product is annotated as indole-3-acetic acid-amido synthetase GH3.17-like. The transcript is spliced from 4 exons. Gene Ontology annotation, molecular function: acid-amino acid ligase activity. The record is from RefSeq and is a predicted model, not a curated record. Gene Ontology annotation, cellular component: cytoplasm. The coding region runs from base 1 to 1815 and encodes 604 amino acids. Lineage: Eukaryota; Viridiplantae; Streptophyta; Magnoliopsida; Zingiberales; Musaceae.
AUGGUGAUGCCCAGCUGCGAUCCCAACGACCUCGAGGGCAGCACGCGACUCAUCGAGGACCUCACCGCCAAUGCCCGUCAGGUCCAGCAGCAGGUUCUGAAUGAGAUCUUGACGAGGAACGAGGGGACGGAGUACCUACAUGGUUUCCUCCGUGCCCACAAGGGCCGUGAUCUCUUCAAGAAGAAGGUGCCGGUGGUGGAGUACGAUCAGGUCAAGCCUUACAUCGACCGUCUUGCCAAUGGGGAGCCGUCUCAGAUCAUCUCCGCCCAGCCCAUCUCGGAGCUGCUCACCAGCUCUGGGACUUCUGGCGGGCAGCCCAAGAUGAUGCCUUCCACGGACGAAGAACUGGAUAGGAAGACCUUCCUCUACAAUCUCCUCAUCCCUGUGAUGAAUCAGUACGUCGACGGGCUGGACCAAGGGAAGGGCAUGUACCUCCUGUUCAUCAAGCCGGAGAUCAGCACGCCGGCCGGCCUCACCGCCAGGCCCGUGCUCACCAGCUACUACAAGAGCCGCCACUUCCGGAGCAGGCCCUUUAACAGGUUCAAUGUCUACACCAGCCCGGACGAGGCCAUUCUCUGCCCCGACAGCAAGCAGAGCAUGUUCUGUCAGCUCCUCUGCGGCCUCGCCCAGCGCGACGAGGUUCUCCGAGUAGGCGCCGUCUUCGCCUCUGCCUUCCUCCGCGCGAUCAAGUUCCUCGAGGACCACUGGCCGGAGCUCUGCUCCAACAUCAGAACCGGGACCGUCAGCGACUGGAUCACCGACGCAAGCUGCCGCGACGCCGUCGGCAGAAUCCUCCGCGAGCCCAACGCGGAAUUGGCCGACGUGAUCGAGUGGGAGUGCAGGAGGGAGCCCUGGGAGGCGAUAGUUAGGCGGCUAUGGCCGAGAACCAAGUACGUCGACGUCAUAGUCACCGGAUCGAUGGCACAGUACAUUCCGCUGCUGGAAUUCUACAGCGGCGGCCUGCCAUUAGUCUCCACCAUGUACGCCUCCUCGGAGUGCUACUUCGGCAUCAAUCUGCGCCCACUGGACCUGCCAUCGGACGUCUCCUACACUCUCCUCCCCAACAUGGCCUACUUCGAGUUCAUCGAAGCCGACAAGACCGAGGGGGGGGAGACCAGCAGCGUGGAGUGCAACUACACCGGCGAUCUCAUCAAGGUGGUGGAUCUUGUGGAUGUCGAGGUCGGCCGCUACUACGAGCUCGUCGUCACCACAUUCACAGGCUUGUACAGGUACCGAGUUGGCGACAUCCUCAAGGUUACGGGGUUCCACAAUGCUGCACCGCAGUUCCGCUUCGUCCACCGCCGCAACGUCGUCCUCAGCGUCGACACCGACAAGACCAACGAAGAGGACCUGCUGAAAGCCGUGACGCAGGCCAAGCUCCUGCUGGAGCCACUCGGCUGCCUCCUCACCGAGUACACCAGCUACGCCGACACCUCCUCCAUCCCCGGCCACUACGUGCUCUUCUGGGAGCUGAAGACCAAAGCCAGCUCCGAUCCUUCCGACGUCGACUCAGCCGUGAUGGAGGACUGCUGCUCCACCAUCGAGUCGUGUCUCGACUCCGUGUACCGGCGGUGCAGGAGCAGGGACCGGUCCAUCGGGCCGCUGGAGAUCCGGGUGGUGCGCCGCGGCGCCUUCGACGCGCUGAUGGACUACUGCGUGUCGCUGGGCUCGUCGGUGAACCAGUACAAGACGCCCAGGUGCAUCAAGUCGAGGGAGGCGAUCCAGCUGUUGGAGGAGAAGGUGGUGGGGAAGUUCUUCAGCAGGAAACUCCCCUUCUGGAAGCCCUACACGAUGAUGGAGACCAAGGCCGGUUGAUCCAGCACUGAUGCCACCACCACCCUCCUUCGUUUACUGUCUCCAUGUGUAAUUCUUGUCCAAAGACCACUUUGCUUUAGUGACAGUACUGUACUUUUAUUCCUACUAUCCGAUACACCGGACCGAUGAUUAAUGAAUUCAAUGAUCGAUCGAUGGGGUUCA